CAAGUAGGAGCCCAUUCUCUCUCUCUCUCGUUCCCUCUCACUGGACUCAGCAGAAAGAUUCAGGGAGUCAGAAUGAGUGGGGUGGCCAUCUACCGUUCUAUUUACACUGAGGAUCGGUUUGCCCAGCACUUCAAUGGACCAAAGGAUGAAGAAAAUGUCACGGAGAGCUUUCAACAGACAGAAAGAAGAAGUUAUGCGUGCUCUGGGAAUGCUGGGAAACAAUUCUGGAGAAGGCGACUACCAUUCCUCACCUGGUUGCCUAGGUACAAAAUCAAGCAAUGGCUCAUUGGGGACAUUAUCGCAGGUCUGACUGUGGGCAUCAUCCACAUCCCACAAGGAAUGUCCUUUGCACUGCUGACCUCUGUGGCUCCAAUUUAUGGACUCUACACCUCUUUCUUCCCGGUUGUGCUCUACAUGCUUUUUGGAACUGGACGACAUGUGUCCACAGGCACCUUUGCUGGGAUAAGUUUGAUGACUGGCUCUGUGGUCGAGCGGCUGGUACCCCACCAGUCGGGAUGGAACAUAACAACCCAGGAGGAUCCAGAGCUAGAGAAACAACGGAUAUCUGUGGCAUCAGCUGUAACCUUCCUCUCAGGACUGAUGAUGAUUUGCAUGUUUGUUCUGCAACUGGGGUUUCUUUCCACCUACUUGUCGGACCCAAUCGUGAAGGCGUUUACCAGUGGCACGGCUUUCCACGUUACCAUCUCGCAGCUCAACACCAUGCUUGGACUGAGGCUCCCACGCUUCACUGGACCCUUCACCCUCUUUAAGACACUGGCAUCACUGCUUGGAGCCCUCGCGAUGACAAACAUUGUCGAGCUGAUUAUUUCACUGAUUUGCCUCAGUGUGCUCAUUCCGAUGAAGGAAAUCAACAGCCGCUUCCAGCAGAAACUCAGGACCCCCAUCCCCAUUGAGAUCAUCAUGCUGAUCGUGGCCACAGCCGUCACUUUUGCUACAUCCCUUGACGAGCGUUGUAACGUCCAGAUUGUGGGACACAUCCCUGCAGGGUUUCCAAGCCCUCAGUUACCAGCCCUGGGAAGCAUCCCGAACCUAGUUGGAGACACGGUGGCGAUUACCUUUGUUGGCUAUGCUGUGUCGGUAUCUCUAGCCAUGAUCUAUGCUGACAAGCACAGAUACAAGAUUGACCCCAACCAGGAACUGCUGGCUCAUGGUAUUUCCAACACCGUCGCCUCCUUUUUCACCUGUUUCCCAAGUUCAGCCUCACUAGCUACAAGUAACAUCCUAGAAAGUGCUGGUAGCCACACACAGCUUGCUGGGUUUUUCACCUGUCUGGUUGUCUUGGCGGUGCUGCUCCUGAUUGGUCCACUGUUUUACUUCCUGCCCAAGGCUGUCCUAGCCUGCAUCAACAUCACCAGUCUGCGCCAGAUGUUCCUCCAGUUUCAGGACCUCCCACAACUUUGGAGAGUCAGUCGGAUGGACUUUAUGGUCUGGGUGGUCACAUGGCUGGCAGUUAUCACCCUCAACGCAGACCUGGGACUCGCUGUGGGAGUGGUCUUCUCGAUGAUGACUGUGAUCUACCGCACUCAGAGAGCUGACUGUUCUGUGCUGGGCCAAGCCUCGAACACCGAGAUCUACCGACCCAUGGAGGAGAACAGUAUGUGCCACGAAAUUCCUGGUCUGAAGAUAUUGGCUUACAAUGCCCCCAUUUACUAUGGAAACAAAAGCUUCUUCCGGGAUGCCAUGACCAGAUUAAUUGGACUCACUCAGGAGAAGAUCAAAGCAAGAGCAAAGACCAAGAAGGAACUAAAGAAGAUAAACAAGAUGACAGUCGCCACCAUUGAGAAGGGUCUGCCACGAACUGCCUGCUCAUCAGACAAAGACACAUCACCUGCAGGUGAUCGACAGGAGAGGAUUCAGUCAGUUAUAAUUGACUGCAGUAGCAUCAUAUUCGUUGACACAGCCGGAGCAAGACUAUUUGUUCAGAUGUGCGUUGAGUGUCAGAAAGCUGACCUGUGGGUCUACCUAGCAGAGUGUAACAAAGGUGUUUUGAGAGUAUUAACGUGUAGUGGCCUACUUGAACACCUUCGUCCAGAGCAGAUCUUUGUAACUGUGCACGAUGCUGUUGUCCACUUGGAGCAAGUCAAGGAAGCUUCAUCACAGAAAAGCACAACAAUUUGGGUAUGAAAUCUUCCCGUGGACUUUCAGUUCAUUUACCGAUUAAACCAAGCACUUAAAGGACAUUCACAACGUCCUGUAUGACCAGGAUUAGCUUUCAAGGAUGCUUGAAAAAAAGCAAAUAGAUUCUGUUCAAGCUGGGACUCAGAGUGAGACUUAUGUUAUGAUGUAAAAUGUGCAGUAUUUUGCUAAUGGAAUGCAGUUACAGAUUAAGCUGUGUAACGUAGUUUUUUAGGGACUGUGUCAAAAUGGUUACCCAAAGCAAAUGAUUGUUAAGUUCAAGCUAAAGGUCACAUUUAACAAAGCAGGUAGCCAACUUCAACCCCUCCUGCCAAUAUUUAUCAAGAUUUAAUCCAGAUGGAAUUCUAUUGCCACUGGGAAUGCCUGAGAUUAGUUAAUGAGACAUAGACUGGUUCAUUAAAGGGCUACCGGUUUCAUGGAGCGCUUGGCAAACAAUAGAAUUGAUUUGAGUUGGAGGUGAGGAAGUUGGGGUAGAGGAGAGUAGUGUUCUUACCUGCAUGGGAUUAAGCUGAAAUAGAUGGACAUCAAUUUAUAUCACUAGUGUUGGUCCUUUCUUUUGUAUGGUAGGUGUGAAUGAAUGGACAGUUAUUGCUCGUUGCUUCUUGAAUUUUUUCUUUAGUUACAUUUGAGAAUUCAUCUGGCUCCAUGCAUUUUGGAACAUGGUCAGACAGGCCAGGAUGCCUAGUCUCUGCCAACCUAUAUCAGGUUACUGAGGGGGCAGCUUGGAGGGAAAAUGAUGCAGCAUUUCUACCCCCUGCUCCCUCCGCAAAGGGGUCUGCUGGGAAGUCCACAUACAUAUGCGUGUGUUUUGAAGUCAACGUGGGGUCAGCUGUGUUGCUCCUGAUACUGUAGAGAAAGACCUGGAGGCACUUCAGACCUUUGAGCACAUUGCCCCAUUCAAUUAAUGACAGAUCUGUAGAUCAACUUAAGAAAUGAGGGCUGGAGUCACCAACAUGUUCCUUGAGACUUAAACCUGUGCCCUCUCCCCACCUCCAGACUCCACUGCCCUUGAAAAAAAACUCUAUUCUAUCUGUGCCUGUCAUAAUAUUAUAAACCUCUACAAGGUCACCACUCAGCUUCCUACGUUCCAGUGAGAAUAAACCCAGCCUAUCCAAUCUCUCCUUGUAAAUACAACCCUCCAUUCCAGGCAAUAUCUCUUCCAGUGAAUCUCUCCACACUCUCUGUAUAGCUUCCAUAUCCUUCCUGAAGUGUGAUGACCAGAAUUGUACACAACACUCUCAGUAUGGUCUAACCACUAUUUUGUAAAGCUGUAUUAUGACACAACCCUAAGGUCCCUGUCAGUUACUGUGAGUGUCCUACCAAAAUCUGACUUCCCAAAGAGCAUUAUCUCACACUUGUCUGGAUUAAAUUCAAUUUGCCACUCCUCUGUCCAACUUUCUAGCUGACCUAUGUCCUGCUGUAUCUUUAGACAAACUUCUUUGUGAUUUAUGACUCCACCAACUUUUGUGUCAUCUGCAAACUUGCUAAUCAGACCUCCUUCACUCUUAUCCAAGUCAUUAUGUCAAGCCAUAAGUGGUCCAGCACAGAUCCCUGCAGUAUAUUACUAGUUACAGACUUCCAGUCAGAAACAUAUCUCUCUUGGCCUCAGCUCUACUUCCUGCUUGUUUCCCAUAAACCAACCAUCUGUCAUUCUUGGCAACACCCAAAGAACUGGAUUUCCUUCCAUCAUUGAUGCUACCCUCAUUCACACCUCCUCCAUUUCCCGAACAUCCGCGCUCACCUCAUCUCCCCACUGCCUUAACAGUGAUAGAAUUCCUUUUGUCCUUACCUACCAUCCCAUGAGUCUCUACAUCUAACACAUGAUUUUCUGCAAGUUCUGCCAUCUCCAAAGGGAUCCUACCACCAAACUUAUCUUUUCCUCCUCCACUCUCUCUGCCUUCCACAGGGAUCACUCCCUCCAUGAAUCCUUCAUCCAUUCGUCCCUCCCAGUACUUUUCCCUGAAAGCAGCCUAGGUACUACACCUGCCCAUUCACCACUUUCCUCACCUCCAUUCAAGGCCCCCAAACAAUCCUUCCAGAACAACACUUCACCUGUGAAUCUGCUGGGGUUGUCUUUUGUGCCCGGUGGUCCUGAUGUAGCCUCCUCUACAUAGGUGAGACCUACUGUAAAUUGGGGUAGCUGCUUUGUCAAGCACCUCUGCUCCAUCUGCCAAAAGCAGAACUUCCCGAUGGCCAAGCAUUUUUAUUCUGAUUCCCAUUCCCUUUCUGACAUGUCGGUUCAUGACCUCCUCUUGUGCCACGAUGAGACCACCCUCAGGAACUGGAGCACCACCUUAUAUUCCAUCUGGGUAACCUCCAGCCUGAUGAAUGAAUAUUGAUUUCUUAUUCUGGUAAAAAAAAAGUUUCCCUCCCCCUCCCCGUCCCCUCUUCUUCUAUUCCCCACUCUGACCUCUCACCUGCCUAUCAGCUCCUCCUGGGUCCCAUCCUCCUUCCUUUUCUCCUAUGGUCCAUUCUUCUCUCCUAUCAGAUCCCUUCCUCUCCAGCCCUUUACCUUUCCUACCCACCUGGCUUCACCUAUCAACUUCUAGCUAUCCUCCUUCCCCCCUCCCCACCUCCCCACCUUUUUAUUCCAGCAUCUUUGACCUUCCCUUCCAGCCCUGAAAGAGAGUCUCGGCCUGAAACAUCAACUGUUUAUUCAUUUCUGUUGCCUGACCUGCUGCGUUCCUCCAGCAUUUUGUGUGUGUUGUUUCGGAUUUCCAGUAUUUGCAGAAUCUCCUGCGUUUAAGUUCUGUCAUUCUUGUCCUUGAAUAUAGUCAAUGGCUCCACCUCUACAGCUCUCUUGGAUAAAUUCCAAAGAUUCCCAUUGACCUGAGAAGAAUUUCCUCCAUACCUAAGCUCCACCUUAACUGGCUUAGCUUCAAAUUCCUUAAUCAUCUCACUCAACAGUUCAGUUCUGAAAUUUCCAGCUGACCCCAGUUCCAACACAGUGAAGUGAGUGGUUGAUCCUGCCAAGAGAGAAGGUGGAAGUUGUUUCAGCUAAAUACAGAUUAGAUAAUUUUUCCUCCCACAAAUAAUUUUGAGUAAUUUAAGUCCUGAUAAGUGGAGAGUAUAUCAAGUUUUGAGAGAAUCAGGUGAACUUUGAUCUCUGGUUCCCAAAUCUCUCCACUAAUGGAUUACAUUAAGAAAUGUUUCCUGAUGAGAACUCAGUGUAAGUUUAUACCUCCUUAUUCAGUACUCCCUCAUCAGAGGAAAACAUUUUUCUCUCAGUCAACCUUUUCACCUUGAUCAGAUGGUCAAGCUAAUGACCAGGUAUCUUGAUAAGGCACCUUUCCUCAGUGUGCAGAGACAGGUCACUAGGCUGAUAUACCAGACUGACCAUGAAGUUGUGAGUCCGCUAUAGGAAGUGGCCUCAGGAGAACUGGGAGGGCACCAACAAGCUUGGAGCUUUAUGCAAUGUUAAGGCAACCUAGAGCACAAAGGGGAAGGGUGGAAUUGUAAACUGAAAGGUCAUAUUUAUCCGUCAAUGCUUAGCUAUGACAAUGAAUUUAAAGUAUCUUCAGUUCUACCAGUCAUUAAUUGUGUCUGAUUUACCAAUGUGAUUUGAUUAGAAAUUUAUGUCUGUUAAUAAACA
This is a messenger RNA of Mobula hypostoma (lesser devil ray), 5749 nucleotides long. RefSeq names its product solute carrier family 26 member 10 (gene slc26a10). Lineage: Eukaryota; Metazoa; Chordata; Chondrichthyes; Myliobatiformes; Myliobatidae. Gene Ontology annotation, cellular component: plasma membrane. The record is from RefSeq and is a predicted model, not a curated record. Gene Ontology annotation, molecular function: chloride transmembrane transporter activity; bicarbonate transmembrane transporter activity; oxalate transmembrane transporter activity. Gene Ontology annotation, biological process: transmembrane transport. The transcript has 18 exons. Bases 73 to 2145 code for a protein of 690 amino acids.